GUUUACGAAUUACUUUUCUAGAGUCUACAGUCUAGCCACAUUCAAGGAUCAGAAAAGUUUGUCUUGCCAUAAAAUUCAUUCCAGUAGACUUAUUUGUAUUUUCUAUAUUUGAUUAAAAUGAGCAUAUUCGUAGCAGACGUAGACGUAGAUGACUUGUUUGUGUACCAGUAUCCCUUGCUGCCGCCGCCGCUUAUCAAAUACGAUUUCAUCUACCAGCUGGCCUGCACGCGAUCCCAGGAAGUGAGCCUGCCACUAGUGGUGGAGGUGGAACCCUCAACCAAGCCCAGUCGGCUUAGCAUUCCGGAUCGCGCGAAGAAACCUCCGACUCGGCUCACAUACCACACACCCUACUCCGCUAGCUCCACUGAAACGGAGGUAGAACCGGAACCGGAAGAGGAGAAGUACCGCUGGAACUCGCCCCGCCUGAUGAUCCUCUGCGAGGAUGGAGAUAUCAACUGUGCCCUAUACUACCUCUUGGAGUCCCUGCACGAUCCUUUUGCCGCCAACUCGGUGGCCGUGCUCUUCCUGCAGGAAUCUUUACUAAGUGAGUUCAUUGACCGUCUGAAGGACCGCUUGGAGCCUUUAAACCCCCUGAUCGCAAGCCAUCCGGCUUUUAUUCGCACGCUGGAGCGACUGAAGGAGGUGCAGGCCAAGGUAAUAGUGGGGAAUCCCGAGACGGUCCCCGAAGAUGCCAGUCCCAGGUUCGUCUUUGAUUUGAACCAACGAUUCUUGAGCGAUGGACCCACUGGAGUGAUCACCCUGCAUACCUUUCGGACCAUGAAGGAGGCCAUCUCGCUCAUGGCCACGGAGCAGGUGCCCUUCACGUCGGUCAGUAUCUGGAACGAGAAGCUGGGAGCUGCCUACGAGCUGGUGGCCCGCAUGAAGCCCCAGAUAUUUUUGCUGAACUGCUUUUACGUAAACCUGGAUCCGAUUGGGCUGGCCUUUGCCUGCAGCGUGAACUCCUGCAAGAUCACGGAUGGCUACCACUAUGAGUCCGUGACCUUCAAGGAGAAUAGGAAGGUGGUCGUCCACCCCAUCGCAACUAUCUGGGGAAAACAGGACGCAACUCGCAACUACUGACCUGACCCCCAACCAUAUUUGCAAUUCAAAGCUUCAUCGCGCUGCCAAUUCAAAUUAUUAGUCAAUGAUCUGGGUGCCUGCUAAUUGAGUUUUCGCAGAGGCAACUUAAUUGCCAAAAUUAGACGGCCCAUCCCCCGGAGUCUUGGCCCAUAAUUUUCUGGGGAAACUCGAGGACCUCUCUCCCAGCGAAUAAUCAAUGGAAAUUGUGGGCGCCGUUCUGUGUCGCUUUGUAUUCUGAAAUUAAAAAUUCCUUUGGCGAAGUAA
Drosophila ananassae is the source of this 1344-nucleotide messenger RNA. RefSeq lists its product as uncharacterized. The record is from RefSeq and is a predicted model, not a curated record. NCBI's taxonomy places the organism in Eukaryota, Metazoa, Arthropoda, Insecta, Diptera, Drosophilidae. Gene Ontology annotation, molecular function: oxidoreductase activity. The transcript has 2 exons. Bases 118 to 1080 code for a protein of 320 amino acids.